CUUGAAAUCGCCAGGCGAGCUCAGGUAUCCCUUUCCCCUGCAAACUGUAGUUGCACCCCGACACCACCAGUUGCAAGGCUCUGCUCCUAGGUUUCCACUGCAAGGAUCUUAACUACGAGGAGUGAUCAACAUACCCUAGCAAUGGAUUCAUAUUACCAAGCUGAUCAUUGUGAUGAUAAUGCAACAGUGGAAGUUAGUACUCGAAAAUUAAUUUUUGCAGUACUAAUCAGCUUUGUAAUUGCGCUCCUGAUUCAUUUAGCAUACCGCUUACAUCAUGCCAGCGCUAGUGACAAUGGGCACAUGUGCACAGCUCCAGCAGCAUCUGGUACCGCCAGCUCUCGACAUGAACCUGAAGAUCAUUGCCAGCUAGUGGACCCAGUAUCAGUGGAGUAUGGGCUGGAUAGUGUCCUCUUUGAUGUAUGGCAAGCAACAUUACUACCUAUGCUGUCAGUUGCGGACAUCUUUCAGCUGUCGGGCACUAGCAGGCGACUCAGGGAGAUGCUGCUAAAUGAAUACACGUUCAAACGGAUAUGUCAGAAGCGGUAUCAUCUCAGUCCUUGCUUGGAAAUGUCCUAUAUUCGAGCUGCACGAAUUCUCUUCAUAGCAGACAGUGUGGCUAGCCUGCAUCAUAGCCCGUGGGUGUUCGUAAAUCAUGUACUGGUUGGAAGUCCUAAUUGCAGGGUUUUCGAGCAUAAGCACAAAUUACUAAGGCAAUUAUCGAGUCUGGCGUUGAUGGCACCUCCAACUGCGGGUCAGAUCACAAGCUGGACCUUCUCUUGUUUGCAGAGUGAACUGGUCAAAGUCGACUUCUUAUCUGUAGAUGAAGCGUGUGAAAUUCUUCCAAACGUUUCGCGGAAGUUGUUUGGGCCAGAUUCAUCGGAUUCAGACGAAGGCAUGAACACGGAUGCAUAUAGAAUAGAAGAUUUGGUUUCUUUGCUUCAAGAAAAGUGUGGCUCCAUUGAAGAGAACCAAGAAGCUUUGAUCGAACAUUUGCAAAGCGAUAUCUCAACGCUAGAAUCAUACUUGCCCUAUGUGUACCGAUCGAGAAGGCUUGUUGAUAUUGCAAAAUGUUUUUACAGCAUCGCAAAGCACGACAAAAGUGUAUUAACCUCCCUGGCCAAGGCAUGUGGACACUGUUUUGAGCAAUUUAUGAUCGCUUCGAUCACUCCUGUAUGGACGUAUAAUCCCUUCGUUCAUUGGGAUUUCGUCGGUGAGAUCAGUGAUCAUGAACGUGUUCCUGUGGUGGGGACCAGACAAUGGAUAGACGCCGUCAUACAGCUCACAAUCAAACAUUCCGUUCUCAAGCACAUCAUAAUGGGAAGCAUACGGACUGUUCAUGCCGAGGAUUACUUCAUGGCUGUCCUGGAGUAUGAAGUCUUCUUGAAGGGAUUGCCAGAAUCCAGUAUUCCUGAUCGCGAAACUCUAUACCAUUAUUUAGGAAGUUACCUAGAACCUGCUUCACAAGAAUCACAUUCUAGAAAAGAAUGGACAGCAGAGGAAUUGUUCAAAGCCAUGGUGGAGCAUGGCAAGGUGCUGGCUAAGAAAAGACUCGAAGCGGCGUCAUGAAGAAGAACGAAUGAGAGGAAUAUGAGCAGGUGAAUGCCAGUAUCACAACAGCCAGUGUAGUUUUGUGCGCCCAUUGUCAUGAUUCCUGGACGUGUGCAUUCCCAAAGAUGUGUGACAUCGUCAUUUCGUGAUCGUUUGUUUGUGAAUGGCUGCCUAUUCCAGCGUGUCUCUGUAAUUACUGGAAUUAGCUGUAAUGUGAACAAGCGUGUCGGAGACAGCUGUUUUAAUAUAGCUACAAAGACUAGGCCUUGACAGAUUAUGCCAAUAUUUUC
This is a messenger RNA of Sycon ciliatum, 1838 nucleotides long. RefSeq lists its product as uncharacterized. The record is from RefSeq and is a predicted model, not a curated record. The transcript has 3 exons. The coding region runs from base 142 to 1566 and encodes 474 amino acids. Lineage: Eukaryota; Metazoa; Porifera; Calcarea; Leucosolenida; Sycettidae.